AUGAAGGUCGACGGUCUCUAUUCUUUAGGGUUUGACUCUCUGGAUGAUAUCCUAAACCAUGAUGACCAUAAUAUAGUAAAAUUUGAGGACCCUUGUCUGAAAUCAGACAAAUUUGAUAUAGUAGGUUCUUGCAAUGGCUUGAUUUGUUUGAUUUCUUGGGGUGUUAUUGAAGUGUUCAUGUUGUUAAACCCAUUCACCAAAAAACACCAAAUUUUAUCUCCUGUGCCACCGCCUUCCUCAGAAAAUUGUGUAAGAGUUCAUGGAUUUGGGUAUGAUGCUGUCAAUGACGAUUACAAGAUUGUAAAUGUGAACACUUUGUUUGAUGAUCAAGAAAACCCUUUGGGCUCUGAAAUAACAGUUUUUAGUUUGAAAUCGAAUGUAUGGAGAAGGAUUAAUCAUCGUUUCACUAAUCUCCUUAGACCUUGUCAGCAUGGUGUGUUUUUUAAUGGUGCUUUGCAUUGGGUGGCUGCUCGCCAGCCCGAGUCACAUGAGGAUAAUUAUAUUGCUGCAUUUGCUCUCGGGGUUGAGAACUUCCGGGAGGUGCAGCUCCCAAAAGAUUUUUGGUCGGUGACUUUGGGAGUUUCGGGUGGAUGCUUGUGGCUGUUUGGUAUUAAUGUUAAUGAUGACGACCAUUUGGAGUUAUGGGUAAUGAAGAAUUACAUGAUGCGGGAGUUGUCGUGGACAAAACAUUCCCUAUCUUUCUUUUCACAUGUGUACAAAGAUGAUCAUCUUGCCCAACUAGAAAUUCUAGGUUUUUCAAAGGAUACCACCCAAGUUCUCGUCGUACAAAUUAAUUUCAAUUUUUUUGGUUAG
Molecule: messenger RNA, 813 nt
Organism: Cornus florida
Lineage: Eukaryota; Viridiplantae; Streptophyta; Magnoliopsida; Cornales; Cornaceae
Product: F-box protein CPR1-like
Exons: 1
Coding region: 1-813 (270 amino acids)
Source: RefSeq, a predicted model, not a curated record